Momordica charantia (bitter melon) is the source of this 2960-nucleotide messenger RNA. It is a transcript of the gene ABO5, whose product is annotated as ABA Overly-Sensitive 5. Gene Ontology annotation, molecular function: protein binding. The record is from RefSeq and is a predicted model, not a curated record. Lineage: Eukaryota; Viridiplantae; Streptophyta; Magnoliopsida; Cucurbitales; Cucurbitaceae.
CGAUCGCUUCUCCGAUUUAUCCUCCUACUUCCAGUCUCUCUCCGUCUCCCUAACUCCAGCCGAAGCCUCUGAAAUCCUUCGAUCCUUGAACUGCCCCGACCUCGCUCUGCAAUUUUUUCAGCUUUGCCCCUCCAUUUGCCCUAAGUUUCGCCACGAUGUCUUCACUUACACCCGCUUCCUUCUCAUACUCUCCCAAUCCUCUUCCCCGAAGCGGUUCGAUCACGUUCGGGAGAUUCUGUCGCGGAUGGAUCGAGAUCAGAUACGCGGUACCAUUUCCACUGUUAAUAUCUUGAUUGGGAUUUUUGGUAGCAAGGAGGAUUUGGAAUUAUGUUAUGGGUUGAUUAAGAAAUGGGACUUGAGGCUUAAUGCUUACACCUAUAGGUGUUUGCUUCAAGCUCAUGUACGGUCUCAUGAUUCAGAUAAGGCUUUCAAUUUGUAUAUGGAAAUGAGGGGUCGAGGGUAUAAGCUGGAUAUCUUUGCCUAUAAUAUGCUAUUGGAUUCUCUGGCCAAGGAUGAACAGCUUGAUCGAGCUUACAAAGUUUUUAAGGAUAUGAAAUUGAAGCAUUGUAACCCAGAUGAGUAUACGUAUACUAUUAUGAUUAGAAUGACUGGAAAGAUGGGUAGAACUGAAGAGUCUUUGGCUCUCUUUCAAGAAAUGCUAGCAAAAGGAUGUACUCCGAAUGCAAUUUCAUAUAAUACAAUGAUCGAGACACUUUGCAAGAGUAGAAUGGUUGACAAGGCAAUUCUUCUCUUUUCUAAUAUGGUUAAGAACAAUUGUAGGCCAAAUGAGUUCACGUAUAGUCUCAUUUUGAAUGUUUUGGUUGCAGAAGGACAGCUUGGUAAAUUGGACGAAGUUCUGGAAGUGUCCAAUAAGUUUAUGAACAAAUCAAUAUAUGGAUAUCUUGUAAGGACUCUAAGCAAACUAGGCCAUGCGAGUGAAGCUCAUCGUAUUUUUUGCAAUAUGUGGAAAUUUCAUGAUAGAGGCGAUAGAGAUGCUUACGUUUCCAUGUUGGAGAGUUUAUGCAGUGCAGGUAAAACUGUAGAAGCAAUGGAACUGCUCGAUAAGGUUCACGAGAAGGGAGUUAGUUCUGAUACUAUGAUGCAUAACACACUGUUAUCUACUUUGGGGAAGUUAAAGCAAGUAUCUCAUCUUCAUGAUCUUUACGAGAAGAUGAAACAAGAUGGGCCGUUGCCUGAUGUAUUCACAUAUAAUAUUCUUAUAUCAAGCCUAGGACGUGUUGGAAAAGUUAAGGAGGCUGUUGAAGUUUUUGAAGAACUUGAGAAUAGUAGUUGUAAACCAGAUAUUAUAUCUUACAAUUCUUUGAUCAAUUGCCUUGGGAAAAAUGGGGAUGUUGAUGAAGCUCACAUGAGGUUUCUAGAGAUGCAAGAGAAGGGAUUGAAUCCUGACGUUGUAACGUACAGCACGCUCAUUGAAUGUUUCGGGAAAACAGAUAAAGUUGAGAUGGCUCAGAGUUUGUUUGAUAAAAUGAUGGCUCAAGGAUGUUGUCCAAAUAUUAUAACGUACAACAUCCUGCUUGACUGUCUUGAGAGAGCUGGGAGAACUGCUGAAACUGUUGAUCUGUAUGCAAAACUUAAACAGCAGGGAUUAACACCCGAUUCAAUUACAUAUGCUAUACUUGACAGAUUACAAAGUGGCUCGACUCGAAAAUUUAGAGUCCGAAGGCAAAAUCCAAUUACUGGCUGGGUUGUUAGUCCUUUAAGGUAAUAUUGUGCAAGUUUUUAAGGAAAAGAAAAGAAGAAGGAUGCUGACAACUCUAUCUAUUUGUCUGAUACGCAUCUCUCUUAUGUCUAGUUUCUUUUAGUAUAAAAGCUUCCAGCGCAGCGCCAAUUAAGGGAAAGGUUGUGUCUAUCAUGACGGUUCAUCCAAUGAUUAGCUCGAGUUAAGUUCAAGCUUUGAUUCGUGUUUGCCUAGUUCUUGGGCUAAUAAGGGAAUGUCCAUUGUUGGCCGUGAGUCUCUCUUUGAGAAGACCGACUAGUGCUUCGUCAAGCUUUUGGUGUACCUUCUCCUCUUAGGGGUUUUCUGGCAUACUUUUACCAAGUAGUUGUCAGAGACAACGUACAGGAAGUAACAUAGUUUCUCAGAUAUCUAGAAGAAAUCCAUCAUAUUUUUUUAUUCUUGGGUAAAGAAAAAAAUGCCGAAGUUUUUAUCUUCAAAAUAUUCGUUGAGGUUUCUUCAGAGGUUUAAGUGGUCUAGCAAAGAAAAUGUAGAAGUUCUUGGGUUGUGCAGCGUGAAUAUCAUUAUAGCUUUCAGGAGAAUGUAACUGAAGCCUGACUUGAGGAAUCCUCCUGGUUUGAACCUGAAAUCUUGGAAUUGGAUCCUUUUGUAAUUAUGUUUAGGAGGUUUGAACCUGAAAUCUUGGAAUUGGAUCCUUUUGUAAUUACGUUUGGGAGGUUUGAACCUCCAACCUCAAGGGAAGGAGUAGACGAGAAUCACCGUUGAUCUAUGUUCAUGUUGGCCUUUUCAAUUAUGUUAAGAAACUGUAUUGGAAUACAUCUUUCUUGAGUCACACAAGUUCUCUUGUAAAGAGAAAUUAAAAUGGUCUAUUUCAGGAGGUUUAAUAACUGUCCAGCAGAAGCUUCAUCCAAUUAAAAGUCAGCUCAAUUUUCCACUUGGGCUCGAAUAGCCCGAUGAUUUUCGAAGGUAUCUCGAAACAUCCUGAGCUCUUACCAUCUUGACCAACCUGUAUGUAAGCAACGUCACCUGGUUAACUCUGUAUGUUUCUCUUUUUCCUGUUUUUGUCAGUUAAUCCUCAUUGUUUUACAUAUAUGUACACUCCCUAUUAGACAAGGCUGUAGUUUUCUUCAUUCUAAUAUUUCUUUCCUCAGAAGAUAAUUCACAAAGGAAGGCUGUACUCUCAAUGUAACUGAAGUGACUGGAUUCAAAUGUUAUGUUAGCUUUAUUGAGAAGUAUAGUAAAAUGAAUCUUCCAUUUUCAUUCA